AUGAUGGCAGAAGUAACGAAAUCCACGGACAUCAAAGGUCUACACAAAAAUGGCUCACUCAACGAUGAAGAAACCGGCGGAUCGCACUCAGAGGCACCCCUCGAGGUCCACGCAGACGAAGACAUCGUAGCGCGGAUGAACAACCUUGAUCCCCCUGUGACGCCAGAGGAGGAGAGACGCGUACGGAGAAAGAUUGAUAUGCGACUGCCCCCCUUCCUGCUCAUUCUCUACAUGUUCACCUGGCUGGACCGUGGGGCGCUGGGGAACGCGGCGCUGAUGGGGAUGAAGGAAGAUCUUGGGUUCACGAGCAGAGACUUCUCUCUCGCCGUGAGCAUGUUCUUUGUCGGCACGGCGAUUUCUGACCUGUUUACGAAUAUUGGGAUGAGGUAUAUCCGGCCUUCGGUGUACCUUGCUACGGCUAUGAUCAUCUGGGGCAUCUUUGCGACGCUGCAAGCUGUUGCCGGCGGUCCCAGCGGGAUGUUCGCGAUCCGGUUCUUCCUUGGCAUCUUUGAAGCGGCCUUCAUCUCCGGGGCACCGUAUCUGACGACUGUUCUCUACCCCAGAGCCGUGCUGCAGACGUACACGAUUGCGACGUUUACGCCGAUUAUUGUGGCAACGUUUGGGUAUGAUAAUGUCAAGGCGCAGUUGAUGACGGCGCCGCCGUAUUGUGUUGCGUUUGUCAUGGUGUUUGUUGUCGGGUGGGCGAGUGAUCGGAAGCCAUAUCUCUUGAGACGUUGGGUCCUUCUAGCGGCAGCUGUUCACUUAACUCCAGUGGUGUUCCAGCCGCCCGUGACAGCCGUUGGCGGUGCAGUCUCUCUAUAUCGGUGCCAAAGAGACGAAGGAGCGUCAAGUCGGCCCUGGAAUGAGGAUGGGCUGGCCUUCACGGCGUCGGAGAUGGCGUUCCUGCAAGCCGCCGCGGAGCAAACCGGACUGCAAGUAACGGACGAUUGGCUGCAGCCGGGCAUCCAGCGGACUCGUGUCUUGGCGAUGAUGGUACUUUUACAGGUGCGCAACAUCAAGACCUUGGAGCUACCCAUCCAUAUCAAAGGAUUCUUAAGAUGUCUCCCCACUGGCGUCGGAUUUCCAGCACGCUACGAUGCGCUUACGGACAUUCGGCUCGGCAAGAACACACUUGGAACGUUUGAUGCUACGGGUGAAGAUGACCCGUACUCCGGCAGCAGCGACGCGAGACGUCUGCUAGAAUCAGCACCGCGGCGCGAGACAGUCCAUCUUGAUUUCUUCGCAGGCAACUAUCGAGAUUGGUCCGCCAUGAAUUGGUCCAGCGUCAGGAACCUGCACUUGCGGCAACUAGAGAGCGAUGACGUCCAUGUGACGGAUUUGUCGACGUUUUGCUGGCUGUAUGUUCCCGCGGACCACUCACUUCAAAGAGACGGACAACACGAUCACUCAGAGUGGCUCAACAGCUUUGGCGGGUUGGAUGGCCCACUCUGUGAGAGAGUGUUUGAAGAUGGAAACCUCCCAAACCUCGAAGGGUUGGUCAUUCCGGCCUUCGAAUGUCCACACAGUCAGCAGUGUCUGUCUGCGCUGAAAAACGAGCUCAAUAAAGGCUUCGUGCAGGAGUUCUCAACCUCUUCAUCUUUGGAAACAGAUGUUGCCAUCAUGAUCUGUAAGGUAUCGAGGAAUGCUCGAGAAGGACUGUUCAUGCUCCUCACGUCAUGGCUGCCCUGUAGCGUGGAAUUCGACGACCUCCGUUGCAAAGUAGAGAUGCAGCUGGGCCACUCACCUAGCCUGAUUACUUCUGAGCUACAGGUGAAGCUCGUUCCCUCUGCUAAUUAG
Molecule: messenger RNA, 1797 nt
Organism: Colletotrichum abscissum
Lineage: Eukaryota; Fungi; Ascomycota; Sordariomycetes; Glomerellales; Glomerellaceae
Product: major facilitator superfamily transporter
Exons: 4
Coding region: 1-1797 (598 amino acids)
Cellular component (GO): membrane
Molecular function (GO): transmembrane transporter activity
Source: RefSeq, a predicted model, not a curated record